Molecule: messenger RNA, 186 nt
Organism: Lachancea dasiensis
Lineage: Eukaryota; Fungi; Ascomycota; Saccharomycetes; Saccharomycetales; Saccharomycetaceae
Source: the annotation of a GenBank genome assembly
AUGGUAAAGCCAAAUCCUUUUUUGUUGGGACGGUUUCUGGACCCGUUGUUUGCUCUUACUGUGGGAACCAUGAGUUACUAUUCUUAUGAGAAAAGGGUCGGAAGAGCUGAAGGCCAUUCUUUGAAUGAGCUUGUCUGGAAAAGAGUGGAGAGAAUUCGCGCUGGUAAUCAAUCUAGGCGCAUUUGA